Molecule: messenger RNA, 939 nt
Organism: Sciurus carolinensis (gray squirrel)
Lineage: Eukaryota; Metazoa; Chordata; Mammalia; Rodentia; Sciuridae
Product: olfactory receptor 2B11-like
Exons: 1
Coding region: 1-939 (312 amino acids)
Biological process (GO): G protein-coupled receptor signaling pathway
Cellular component (GO): membrane
Molecular function (GO): olfactory receptor activity; G protein-coupled receptor activity
Source: RefSeq, a predicted model, not a curated record
AUGGCACUCAUUAAUGCAAGCCACCCUGAAGAGUUCAUUCUACUAGGCUUUGCUGACCGACCCUGGCUAGAGCUUUCUCUAUUCAUUAUUCUUCUGAUAACAUAUCCCAUGGCCAUAAUGGGAAACAAGAGUAUCAUUUUGGUGUCCACGAUAGAUCCCUGUCUCCACAGUCCCAUGUAUUUCUUCCUCACCAACCUUUCCUUUUUGGAUAUAUGUUUAACCACAAGCAUUGUGCCUCAGAUGCUGAUUAACCUGGGAAGCACUAACAAAGCCAUCAGCUAUGUGUGGUGUGCAGUUCAGCUCUAUUUCUUCAGCAUGAUGGGAAGCACAGAAUGUCUUCUCCUGGCUCUCCUAUCUUUUGAUCGCUAUGUAGCCAUCUGCAGACCUCUGCACUACACCCUCAUCAUGAAUCAGCGGGUUUGCUUUCUAUUAGUAUCCAUUGUGUGGUUGGGUGGUAUCACCUAUGCUGUCUCAGAAGUCACAACUACAUUACAGUUGCCACUGUGUGGCAAUAAUAAACUGGAUCACUUGGUGUGUGAGACCCCAGUUCUUUUAAAGUCUGCUUGUGGUGAAAAAGAAGUUAAUGAGUUAACAAUCUCUGUGGUGUGUAUUUUUAUAGUAGCUGUUCCUCUGUGCCUGAUUCUUGCCUCCUACGCUAGCAUUGGACAUGCUGUACUUAACAUUAAAUCUUCUGAAGGAAGGAAAAAGGCCUUCGGGACAUGUUCCUCUCAUCUCAUUGUGGUGCUCUUAUUUUACGGUCCAACCAUCAGCAUGUACCUUCAACCCCCCUCUUCUAUCACAAAGGAUCAGCCCAAGUUCAUGGCCCUCUUCUAUGGAGUGGUGACGCCUACAGCCAACCCCUUUAUCUACACCCUGAGGGAUAAGGAUGUAAAGGGGGCUUUAAGAAACCUAGUGAAGAGCAUUUUCAGUUCCAAAUAA